AUGGAAGUAAAAGGAGAGGCACACUUAGGAAUAUCAACGCUAACAUACCUGUUAGACAUUAUACCAUACACAAAGAAUCCUGAUUUCGUGGGGCGUACUGAAAUUUUGAAUUGGUUGACAAGCCAGUUGAAGUUUACACAAGAAACAUCUGGCCUUGUGCAAACUAGAGUAGCACUCUAUGGAUUAGGAGGGACUGGGAAAACGCAGAUUGCGCUGGAAUUUGCCCUCCGGCUGCAACAAACACGCUCAAAUAUCUCCAUUCUCUGGGUUCAUGCUAGUAGCACCCAACGCUUUCGGCAAGCCUUUGCAUCUAUUGCACAGGCAUUUGAGAUUCCAGGCUUUGAAGAUCCAAAGCAAGAUUUGCUGCUCUUAGUAAAGAAUUGGCUCAUGGAGAAGACUCAUGGAGAGUGGAUCAUGAUCAUUGAUAAUGCCGAUGAUGUAGAGCUAUUCUUUGGCCAACCAUCCGAAACCGUGACAGAUACCACCGAGCCAAAGAAUCUUUCACAAUAUCUACCAGAAUGUCCUCAUGGCUCUUUGCUUAUCACGACAAGAAAUAAGCAAGCAGCUGUGAGGUUGACGAAAGGGCGAGGCUUCAUUGAAGUACCUCGUAUGAAUGACAUUGAGGCGGUGAAGCUGCUUCGUUCAAGUCUGGACGAUGCAGAGACAACCAGUGCUGACCUAUCAGCACUAUCCUCUUACCUGGAACAUCUUCCCCUGGCAUUAGCCCAGGCAGCAGCAUAUAUCAAAGAAACUACAAUCACGAUUAAGAAAUACCUCAAGCUACUAGGUGAUAGCGACUGUGAGAAUAAGAUGACACACCUCCUCAGCAAGGAGUUCGAGACAGCUGGACGAGACUCGCAGACACCAAAGGCAGUGAUACGAACAUGGAUGCUUUCAUUUCAGCAGAUUGAGAGGCAGCACCCAUUGGCUAGUGAACUUCUCUCUUUCAUGAGCCUUCUGGAUCGGCAAGAUAUUCCAGAAGAGUUCAUCUCAUAUUAUAGUGAGAAAGAGAGUGAAAGUGGCACGACGAAUGAGAUGGAACUUCUAGACGCGAUGGGCCUUCUCAAAGCUUUCUCUUUUGUGACGGAGAACACCGAUGGUGGCUUUAAUAUGCACCGUCUUAUACAGUUAGCGACGCGAAAAUGGCUUGCUAGCAGGGAUACUAUUGGUCAAUUUAGCAGCAAGGCACUCAAAAUUGUGGCCAAUAUGUACCCAUCCGAAAAUUACGAAGAAAACCGAAACAUAUGCAUUAGGUACCUUUCACACGCAAACGUGCCAGCCAAUGUUAUAUGA
Messenger RNA from Clonostachys solani, 1293 nucleotides. Lineage: Eukaryota; Fungi; Ascomycota; Sordariomycetes; Hypocreales; Bionectriaceae. The record is from the annotation of a GenBank genome assembly.